Molecule: messenger RNA, 1914 nt
Organism: Fusarium poae
Lineage: Eukaryota; Fungi; Ascomycota; Sordariomycetes; Hypocreales; Nectriaceae
Exons: 4
Coding region: 1-1914 (637 amino acids)
Biological process (GO): positive regulation of transcription by RNA polymerase II; DNA-templated transcription
Molecular function (GO): DNA-binding transcription factor activity, RNA polymerase II-specific; zinc ion binding; sequence-specific DNA binding
Source: RefSeq, a predicted model, not a curated record
AUGACAACUGAUUGGCGCGAACGUUCUGAAGUCUCAGAUUCCAACCCUGGGCAACAACAAGCCAGUGACAACCCCAAUUCGUCACAAGCCAAGAAUAAGGUCGCUUGUCAGCGAUGCUUCAAGAGGAAACAAAAGUGUGACAGGAUACGCCCUGCUUGCACAGCAUGCGCUACUUUGGGAGUGGAGUGUAUUGCUCGCUCGCAGCAAUUCGACUUUGAUUCUGAAGAGACUGGUCUUACCCCUGUCAGAGUUAAUGGAUACGUCGAGUCCCUAAGACGUCGCAUCGCUGAACUCGAGCAAAAAGUCAAAGAAGCCGAGAUAGCUCAUAUCCAGACUCGACGCUCAUUCAAUUCAGACGCAACACUUCCCAUCAAUGGCAAAAGGCGCCGUUCCACCGAUGUUCAUAUUCCCAUCAACCACACUCUACAAAAUUGCGAUGACCAGUCAACUGUCGAAGACACAAUGAGUGCCAUCGGCAUGUUAUCCAACAAAGCCAUGGCCGAGUCCCGUACCAACACAGGCAACGAACCUCAUAAACUCUCAAUAAUCGAGUCCAUCUUUGCAGCACUCGCUGUAGAUGGCCAGAACCCUUCCAAAUCCUCAGCCAUGUCUUCCCAACAUGUUUCAUUGGUUGAUGACCAACCCAUCCUACUAACGCGUGAUUUGACAUUGAGUCACAUACAGCGUUUCAUCGACUGGAGUGUAUGGCUUCCAUAUAUCGACGAAAGUCGUUUGAUGCAACAAUACGAUUCAGUCGUUGACUCUCACGAUGGUAGAGACAAACCUUCUCUCUAUCUCUUCAACGUCUACCUAGCGAUUUCGAUUGGGAUCAGCAUGUCACCUGAGACAAGUCGGCUAACAAGUUUGGUCAACAGCCUUCAUAGUGCAGCUAUCAAACUAUUGCCGUCUAUUCUGCAUUCCCAAGAACCAUUUGAUACUUUACAUUGCAUGCUAUUAUUAGCUGUAUUUUCCUUGUUUAAUCCUGCCGGCGGUUCUACUUGGCAUCUGAUGGGGUUUAUAUGGACAAAUUGCUUGGCUGCUGGUUUGCAUAAAACUGCUAUUCCACAAGAUCGUCUUGGGCCUGAUACAGCCUAUAGAAGCGAUUGGAUCUUCUGGACAGUUUACCUACUCGAUCGGUCUUUAGCCUCCUCUAUGGGUAGACCUUUUGGCAUCACAGAUGAUGACAUCUCUGUUUUUAUACCCGAUGCUCCAAGCGAUAACGACCCAGACUUAUCUCCAGAAGUGAGAAACAAGCUUGCUCAUAGUCGGCACCUUGUAAUCCACGCUCAACUCAUAUCAGACAUAUGUGGAAGACGUGAACCCACUCCGAUUUUCUCAUACAGUAAUCUUUGUUUCUGGAGAGAGUUUCCACCCCCGAUAAAUGACACUACCUUUCCACGUGGCUAUCCACUUGACUCUUUAGAUCAGCUGGCUUGUCGGGCCAUGAUCUUAAUAGUCAACCCACCGUCCUGCACCUUAUCCAACUCUCUACUAGCCAUCGGGGAUUCUCCGGAUAUCAAGACGGACGCUAUCAGUUCAUGCAAGAGCUUGAUCGAAAGACUAUACACCAAAUCAACGAAUAGCACGGUAGCGGUGUCGUUCUUGGACGCAUACAACAUCUUGGCAGCUGCAGUUUUUUAUAUAUGUCUUGUGCAACGGGCACCCCACCUCAACCAGCAAGGGUUCGCACAGACAUUUGAAGUGGUCAGCAAAGCAUCUGUCCUACUGACGCAGUGUUCGACAAAGUUCAUUGCCAUUGGCGUGUUCCAGCAGUUCUUGUUGUCACUGUCAACCAAGAUUAUGGAGGGUACAGCAAGUGUUCAGGAAUAUCUAGAGUUUAUACCGCCAGAAAUACCCAGCCACCUGCGGUCUCUAGUACAGAACUAUGCUUCUUUGAGCCAUCGUAUCAGUUAA